Molecule: messenger RNA, 374 nt
Organism: Notothenia coriiceps (black rockcod)
Lineage: Eukaryota; Metazoa; Chordata; Actinopteri; Perciformes; Nototheniidae
Product: spectrin alpha chain, non-erythrocytic 1-like
Exons: 2
Molecular function (GO): protein binding
Source: RefSeq, a predicted model, not a curated record
AGUCUGCAGGCAGCGCGGGAAGUUCAUCAGUUUAAUCACGACGUGGACGAGCUGAAGGGCUGGAUGGCGGAGAAAGAGGCGGUGCUGGAGGCGGAGGAUCAGGAGCACGACCUGCACUCCAUCCAGACUCUGCUGAGGCAGCACGAGGCGCUGGAGAGGGACCUGGCUUUGAUCUCAGAGGAGGUGAAGAAGAGUGAAGACGAAGGUCGAGCUCUGAGCCGCCGGCAGCCUCCGGUCCGAUCCGCGGUGACUCAGAGGCUGGAGGAACUGGAGGUUUUCUGGAGAAACGUCCAGGAGAAAGCCUCCCAACGCAGAGCCAGGCUGGGCCAGGCCGAAGACGUUCAGAAAUACUUAUCCCUCUGCAGCGAGCUCAU